Molecule: messenger RNA, 438 nt
Organism: Lichtheimia ornata
Lineage: Eukaryota; Fungi; Mucoromycota; Mucoromycetes; Mucorales; Lichtheimiaceae
Exons: 4
Coding region: 1-438 (145 amino acids)
Biological process (GO): positive regulation of DNA-templated transcription; double-strand break repair via homologous recombination
Cellular component (GO): Swi5-Sfr1 complex
Source: RefSeq, a predicted model, not a curated record
AUGAAUCAUCAGACAUCCACUACUACUCUAGGUUCUAUCAAAAGACCCAAAUUGACCCAGGAAGAACAAGCUCUACAAAAGGAAUGGAAGAAAUACGAUGACAUGAUUCAACAGAUCAAUCAAGCGAAAUGUUAUCUUGACAAGGAUGGUCCAGAGGAGCUUGAACAAUUGAUCACAAAAUGGAGAGCGAUUGCACAGCAUGUUGCUGAAGAGCUUCUCGCUGUCUUUAAUGAACAAAAGGAGCUAUUCACAAUGGAGACGUCUUGGGACUAUUGGGGUGACGAGGAGAGUAUCUUCAUGGAUGAAAGCACUGAUGAUCUUGAUGAGCGUGAAAAGCCCGAAGAAGAAGAAGACCCCAUGGUCCAAAUGCUUACACGCUUGAAGGUUGAUCCAGAAGUCAUUCACUAUUCAGCCGAAACCAACAGCUUCUACGACUAA